GGAGAGUCUGGCCGCGGCCGGCGGCGCCGCCUCCUCGUCGGGCCGGGCACGAAGGGCCGGGGCCUUUGUGUGAGGCGGCGGCGGCGAUGGUGCUCGGGGCCCCGCGGAGCCGGAUUAACUGUGCUAAUAAGGAGGUAGCUUCAUAGGAGCUGCUAAGAUGGGCAUGAGGAUCAAACUGCAAAGCACCAACCACCCCAACAACCUGCUGAAGGAACUCAACAAGUGCCGGCUCUCAGAGACCAUGUGCGACGUCACCAUCGUGGUGGGGAGCCGCUCCUUCCCAGCCCACAAGGCUGUGCUGGCCUGUGCGGCUGGCUACUUCCAGAACCUCUUCCUGAAUACUGGGCUUGAUGCUGCCAGGACCUAUGUGGUGGACUUCAUCACCCCCGCCAACUUUGAGAAGAUUCUGAGCUUUGUCUAUACGUCAGAGCUCUUCACUGACUUGAUCAAUGUUGGGGUCAUCUACGAGGUGGCUGAGCGUCUGGGUAUGGAGGACCUCCUCCGGGCCUGUCACUCUACCUUUCCUGACCUGGAGAGCACUGCUGUGGCCAAGCCCCUGACCAGCGCGAGUGAGAGCCACUCUGGUACCCUGAGUGGUCCUUCAGUAGAAUCUGCCCAUCCCCUUGGAGAACUCCGGGGUGGUGGAGAGCACUUUGGUCCUGACAGAAGCUAUGUGUUGCCCAGUGAUGCUGGAGGGAGCUAUAAAGAGGAAGAGAGGAAUGUUGCCAGUGACACUAACCAUAACCUGCCUCUGCCGCAGCCACCUCUGCCACCAAAGACGGAAGACCAUGAUGCCCCUACUCCUUUCAUAUCCAUUCCUAGUGUGGUGACCCAGCCAGUCCUAGGCACUAUCAGCACGGGCAUCCAGACCAGCACGAGCUCCUGCCAGCCAUACAAAGUUCAAAGCAAUGGAGACUUCAGUAAAAACAGCUUCUUCACCCCUGACAAUGCAAUAGAUAUUACCACUGGGACCAACUCCUGUCUGAGCAAUAGUGACCUCCCCAAAGAUCCCGGCUUUGGGCAGAUGGAUGAGCUCCAGCUGGAGGACCUGGGGGACGAUGACUUGCAGUUUGAAGACCCCACUGAGGAGAUAGGCACAGCUGAAGAGGUGAUUGAGCUGAGUGAUGACAGUGAGGAUGAGCUGACUUUUGGAGAGAAUGACAAUCGGGAGAAUAAGGCCAUGCCCUGCCAGGUGUGCAAGAAAGUUCUAGAGCCCAAUAUUCAACUGAUCCGGCAACAUGCUCGGGACCACGUGGACCUGCUGACAGGCAACUGCAAGGUCUGUGAGACCCAUUUCCAGGACCGAAACUCCCGGGUGACCCACGUCUUGUCCCACAUUGGUAUUUUCCUCUUCUCCUGCGACAUGUGUGAAACUAAGUUUUUUACCCAGUGGCAGCUGACCCUACACCGACGGGAUGGAAUAUUUGAGAACAACAUCAUUGUCCACCCCAACGAUCCCCUGCCUGGGAAGCUGGGUCUGUUUUCAGGGACAGCCUCCCCAGAGUUGAAAUGUGCUGCCUGUGGAAAAGCACUGGCCAAAGAUUUCCAUGUGGUCCGGGGCCACAUCCUCGAUCAUCUAAACUUGAAGGGCCAGGCCUGCAGCAUCUGUGACCAGCGUCACCUCAACCUCUGCAGCCUCAUGUGGCAUACACUCUCCCAUCUCGGCAUUUCAGUCUUCUCCUGCUCUGUCUGUGCCAACAGCUUUGUGGACUGGCAUCUUCUAGAGAAGCACAUGGCUGUGCACCAAAGUCUGGAAGAUGCCCUCUUCCACUGCCACUUGUGCAGCCAGAGCUUCAAGUCAGAGGCUGCCUAUCGCUACCAUGUCAGCCAGCACAAAUGCAACAGUGGCCUUGAGGUGCGGCCUGGUUUUGGGCUACAGCACCCAGCUCUCCAGAAGCGGAAGCUGCCAGCAGAGGAGUUUCUGAGUGAGGAGCUGGCUCUGCAGGGCCAACCUGGGAACAGCAAGUAUAGCUGCAAGGUCUGUGGCAAAAGAUUUGCCCACACAAGUGAGUUCAACUACCACCGGCGGAUCCACACGGGCGAGAAGCCGUACCAGUGUAAGGUGUGCCACAAGUUUUUCCGAGGCCGCUCGACCAUCAAGUGCCAUCUCAAGACGCACUCGGGGGCCCUUAUGUACCGCUGCACAGUCUGUGGCCACUAUAGUUCCACCCUUAACCUUAUGAGCAAGCAUGUCGGUGUGCACAAAGGCAGCCUCCCGCCCGACUUCACCAUCGAGCAGACCUUCAUGUACAUUAUCCAUUCCAAAGAGGCGGAAAAGAACCUGGACAGCUGACUGGGUCCCCACAGAGCCAGGGGAGCUCCCCAGUAGCAGCCAGGACAUUGAUUUUCUAAUGACUGUUGGUCCCUCCCCAGCUGAAGUUACAGUUUUGCCUUGCUAGGAAUUCUGUUUUGUGUUGUGUUUAAAGAAGAAAAAAAGAAGAAAUAGCACAUAAGCUGUUACUUUUUUUGAGAAGCAACAGCCCUAUUGCAUUUACCUCCAUACCUGUUCUUGCCCACAAAGGGCUGUGUUUUUGAUUCUUUUGAGGCUGGUUUUGGGAUCUAGGCAAGCAGUUGGUGUCAACUAGAUCCCUUUUGCCAGCCUCUGUAGUUUUAGUUUACUGCUAGGUUUUAUGCUGCUAAGAAUCCAACCAACAGCCUCACUGAAUAGAAGAGGUGAAGAGAGAUUUUCACCGUGGGUAUUACCGCCAAGCCACCAACUGGGACAACCAACUGUGAGAAAGAUUUUGGGAAUGUGGUCAUUCAGAAAAGACCAGUCAGCAGGGCAGUUCACUUCAGGUUCCAGUGCCAGCCCUGGGGAAAGGUGUCAGGGAUGGAGGUGCCUGCUUGCCCCGCGGCCCUAAUCUGCUGAUUGCACAGUGAAAAUCUUUUGGCAGCUAGAUCCAAACUGGGACAAAGCUUUCUAUUUAGUUUAGAAAGCUUUGGGAUAAGUCCUUGCCAGCCAGAAGGGGUGUCCUGCAGUGUUGCCAGAAGUGGCAGCCUGGAUGGACAGGAAAAGAGGUUUCUCUUUUCUCCUCGUUUCCAAAGAAAAUUAUGGAAUGGUGGCCCAGGAUGUCAGGCCUUCCCUGUGGGGCAAAGAGGACAGGGAACCACUUUGAUAUUGUCUCGUGUCAUUUUGGCCACCUCCCUUGGCCUUGAGUUUCCUGGUGGAGAGGUGGGGAUAUGUCUGACAGCAGCAGCCUUGCCUUAAUUUACAUCUAGUCUCCCACCCAGAAGAGUUUGGCCCUUAGAGUAGAUGAGAAGACUCCGUGAAGUGGUGGAGUGGCGGACUGCAAGCCCUUCAGGAUUAAAGGGACCUGAGUAACUGGUGGUGUGUAGCAGGGUGUGUGUUCUGUCUGUCUGUCCCAGUUGGGUAACCUGUUGUUUACUUUGUGCUAACAGUGUGGGAGCUUUGACAGCUCACCUUUGACCUGCUGGAAUUUAUCCUGGUCUGUCCUUGCAUCACCUCCAGGGGGCGCUGCUGGAUGGCAGCUGGUUCAGGCCCUCCCUAGGUGGCUGGGGAAUGGGUCUGCCCAGUCCACAAGGCCAGUUGGCUCCAUUCUUAGUUGGUUUUCUGAGGGGUCUUGCCCAAAGAAGGCUUGAGGGAGAGGGCCCUUGAUCUCACAUACUCACAAGGUGGCACCUCAGUAGCUCAUACUACCUCACCCUGCCCAGGGGAGCUCUGGGAGCCCCUGGCCUCAGCCCUGAUACUACUCCUGGUGAGACUCAGCAGCACCCUGGGCUGUUUCACAAGCAAGUGGUUUUGAUUAACUCACAAAGCCGCCUUGGACAUUAAAUAUUUAUUUAUUUUGUUUGUUUGUUUUUGUAUACAUAUUACCCAGCCUCUCUUUUGGAUAAAAGACUUUAGGAAAAUGAGUUUCUCCCCAGCAAGUAGCCAUACUCCAGAGGACAGUCCUUCCUGGGCAGAGAUUUGGGGAACAGGGGAUAACUAGGGGAAAACAUGUCAAACCUUUUAAAUGAGCAAAUUCUUUUCUUCUCCAGAUAGCCUCUAGCAUAAUAAACCCAGGGAACCCUUUAGGCAAUAGGUAUAAAAGUUCUAGAAAGUUGGGGCCAGUUAAAUUUGCCAGCCUUUCCUCCCCCUUCCAUCCUGGAGUAGAUUAGAGACUGGGUUGAGGGGGACAAAUCAUUUGAAUGACAUUUUUGCACAGUUUCUCAUCCUGCCUACACUUGGGAACCCUCCUGUCCUUGUCUAUAUUAAGACAUACAGGCAAACCAAAGCUCCAUCCCUAUUGGACGUGCUGCCUCUCUCCCCAGCCCUGAACUGAUAAAUUCUCAGAGUUGGAGUUCGUGGCUUGGCUGUCUGGAGGGGUGACCAUUAGAUGAAGGAACUUGCACAGUGGCCAGUUUAAAGGCUCCUCUUUGACCAUCUAAGUCCAACUUGUUCAAUGAACCUUUGGGACAUUCUUAUCAGGAAAGUAGUGUUGAGACUUUCCAUUGCUGACUGGCUUCUCCCUUCUGACACUGACCAUUAGAGAUUUAAGAAGGAAAUAUGUAAUAGACUACAAUCAUGUACCUGCUAAGUUUUUCAAGCAUGAAUGUUCCCUCCCAGACUGUGAGAACUGAUUUUUUUUUUUUACAUUUUACUUUUUUGUGAGGACUGAUUUUUGAAUGGCCAGUUUGAGAGAGGUGGUAAUUUCUGGAACCUAGCCAGGUAGCUGAGAGCAUGUAAAUAUGCUGGAGAAACCCUUUUCCUUAACAGAGGGCAUCACAGAUGCUGGGUGUCUGUAUACUUAACUUGAAACUGUGAAGUUUUCCUUUUUUGCCAGAAAACCAAAAAGCAGAUCCUUGAAAUUUUGCCCUUGAAACACUAAACAAAAAACUGCACCCCUGAUCCCCUGAGGCUGUGGUUGAUCAGGGUGGUCCAGUUGGUCCCCGUCAAAUAUGUCACAAUGAGCUCAGGAGGCUCAUUGACCCAGCCCUGUCCCUCUGGGUGUCCCUCAUGUUCAUACUCGAUGAACUUCUCUCUGAAGUCGUUUGCCUCCUCUGCCUCUAGCUCACCCUUUUCUGAGUUGUUUUACUUGAAACACUGUAUUGUGGCAAAGGGCACUCUAGGAUACCUGGGGAAGGUAGUCGUUUUAUUUUGCAGUUUUAAUUUUUUUGACCUUCUGUUCAUUUGAUUUUGUUACCCCCUCUCUCCUGGAGCCCAGUUUAGUACUGUCUCCUGUAUUGCUCUGAAGUUCUGUUUGACUCUUGAAUGUCCUCUCUUCUCCCUUUUUCCCUUUUUCUUGUUCUGUACUCAGGACCAGCAAUGUAAUUUGCAGAGCCCUCUUGUUCACAAAUUAUUAAGAAUUUCAAGAUGGCGAUCAUAGAGCAUUAAACCAAAUAUGGGGCUAUUCCCAACUUGUUUCCUAAGAGGAAGAUGGUUGCACGGCACACUGGGGAUAAACAGCAGAGGCUGCUUGUGGCCGGGGGAGGGGAUCAGUAUCCCAGCACUCUGGUGACUCACUGAUGCUGCAACCUUUGUAUUUGGUCCUAAAUUUUAAGACUCCAUGGAGUCCCUACAGUUCAUGGCUAGUUGGGAAGAAAGGAGGUGGGGUGCAGGUUGGGCCAGGUGACCCCUAAGAACCAGGAGAUGAGUAAAAGUUCUUUUGGCUUGCUUCUAUUCUAUCAGUACCCCUUUGUCUCCAGGACAAACCUUUGGGCUUAAAUAUCUUUUUCACAGUCGGGUUUUUGCUACUGAUGAAUUUUCUUCCUCUUCUGGCUUCCUCCUAUGCCCUAUUCCCCAGACCCCAGCCUACUCAACUUCCAAAGCGAAUUUAAACCCCCUUAUAGAUGGACACUGAAUUUGUUGGCAUGGGAGUGGGCUGCGUGGCACAAUCUGUGCCUAUCUGGGAGUCCCACGUGUCCUUUUCCCUGAGUCCUGCACCAAAUGAGUCAUGAAGCAGGACACAGCAUUGGUUUGAAUGUGAUUAUGCAUCAUAAACUUAACAUCAGAAUGAAAGUGAAGCUGUUUUGAUUUUGAUGUUUCUUUAAAACCCUUCCCCUGUCCAACCCACCUGCCCCCCCCAAUAGCUAAAGUCUCUUAUGAAACAAAGAGUUGUUGAUGUCUGACUUCUUCCAUUAAAUUAAUAAGUACUGACCUCCUGAUAUUUAAGUGUUUACUAUCUAUUGCUGUAAAGUUUUGUAUAUUUUGUAAACUUUUUUUUCCCAAAUAGUAGAUGUCUAAAAUCAUUGUACAUCUGAUUCUUUUGUAUUCCAUUGUUCAGCACAAAGUGUGGUUUUUAUUUAGAAUAAAAAAAAAUUUGAAAUGGGA
Lemur catta (Ring-tailed lemur) is the source of this 6271-nucleotide messenger RNA. It is a transcript of the gene ZBTB39, whose product is annotated as zinc finger and BTB domain containing 39. The coding region runs from base 158 to 2293 and encodes 711 amino acids. The transcript has 2 exons. Lineage: Eukaryota; Metazoa; Chordata; Mammalia; Primates; Lemuridae. Gene Ontology annotation, molecular function: protein binding. Gene Ontology annotation, biological process: regulation of cytokine production; regulation of immune system process; negative regulation of transcription by RNA polymerase II. The record is from RefSeq and is a predicted model, not a curated record.